GGCCGCUCGCAGCCAAUGGCGUGGCGGAGAGGGCGGGGCUCGGCGGAGCGCAGCCAAUGGGCGGCGGGGGGCGGGGCUUAGCGGCGCAGCGCGGCCAUGGGGCUCCUGACGAUCCUGAAGAAGAUGCGCGAGCGGGAGAAGGAACUGCGGCUGCUGAUGCUGGGGUUGGACAACGCCGGGAAGACGACGCUGCUGAAGCGUUUCAACGGCGAGGACGUCAGCGGCGCCGCCCCGACGCUGGGCUUCAACAUCAAAACGCUGCAGCACCGCGGGUUCACGCUGAAUGUGUGGGACGUGGGCGGGCAGAGCUCCCUGCGCUCCUAUUGGCGGAACUACUUCGAGAGCAGCGACGGCCUGGUCUGGGUGGUGGACAGCGGCGACCGGCAGCGCCUGCAGCUCUGCGCCAAGGAGCUCCGAGCCCUGCUCAGGGAGGAGCGCCUGGCCGGCGCCACCCUGCUGGUGUUGGCCAACAAACAGGACCUGCCUGGAGCGCUGCCACCCAGCGCCAUCCGCGAGGUGGGGACCGCCCCAUAGCGCCCCAUAGCGACCCAUAGCGACCCAUAGAGACCAA
Messenger RNA from Phasianus colchicus (ring-necked pheasant), 571 nucleotides. The record is from RefSeq and is a predicted model, not a curated record. Lineage: Eukaryota; Metazoa; Chordata; Aves; Galliformes; Phasianidae.